AUGACUCACCUGCUUGGAAGGUUGUUCAUGUUUCUCCUGCUGUGUGUACUGCUUGGAUUAUUUUUUCCUAUUCAAUGGCACACAAAAACGAAAGAUCCCUCUGUUAAAGUAAUGACAUUUGCUGAUGACACAACAGUGAUUGGUCUCAUUCGAGACAAUGACGAAUCUGCAUACAGAUGGGAGGUUGAACAACUAGCCUUGUGGUGUGGCCAGAACAGUCUUGAGCUAAACACACUCAAAACUAUAGAAAUGAUAGUAGAUCUUAGGAGAAACCCUCCUAUACUAUCACCUCUUACAAUACUAGACAACACAGUAUCAACGGUACAAGGUGAAUCAUACAAUGAUCAGAGUGUCCCACAGCUGCUCGUAGUAAAGACCGAUAAGCAUCUUUUCAUGUUGUAUGAUAAAGAAGAUUGGUUGAAAACACAAAACGAUCGUAAAACCAACUUGGAUUCCAUCUGUCUGAGCAAGAAUUUAAAAAAUUUAAAAAGAAAACUGGAUGUACACGUGGCUAGACAGCUCUUUGUCGAUGAGAAUUACAAACUUAUCUACUGUGAGGUGCCAAAAGUAGGCUGUUCUAACUGGAAGAAAAUUGUUUUGCUACUCAAGCUCAACCUGAGUAGGGAUGUCUUUGAAGUAAGCCAGGGAGAGAUUCAUACAACAAACCUUCUAAAGCGCUUGAGUUCUUAUCCAUCUCAACAACAAGCAGAAUUUUUGAACUCCUUCACUAAGGUGAUGUUUACCAGGCAUCCUCUAGAAAGACUGGUCUCCGCUUACAGAGACAAAUUUUUGCAUGACGAACCUUACUAUAACAUCACAGUGGCAAAUAAGAUUAAAGCCUUGUUUAGGAAGGACAAAAACCUUACAGGGCCUGUGACUUUUCAAGAGUUUGUAAACUAUGUUAUGACAAGGAAUGACGAACCUUUGGAUGUACAUUGGAAACCAAUGUUCCAGUUGUGUGAUCCCUGCAAUAUUCACUAUGACGUUUUGGGAAAGUAUGAGACGCUGCAGGAAGAUGUCAAUCAUACUCUCAGCAGACUGAGAGUUUCAGAGAUGGUCCGAUAUCCAGACAGUAAAUUUUAUGCACAAAGGACAAACAAGAACCUCACUACCCAAUAUCUAAAAGAACUGGACUGGAACCAAAUACAGAAACUCAGGGAACUUUAUCAGAUAGAUUUAUCUUUAUUUAAUUACACUUUUACUGUUAAAAUGGAAGGUGACAUUAAAAUGGAAAUGUCAUUUUCAGGCUAA
Molecule: messenger RNA, 1251 nt
Organism: Protobothrops mucrosquamatus (brown spotted pit viper)
Lineage: Eukaryota; Metazoa; Chordata; Lepidosauria; Squamata; Viperidae
Product: carbohydrate sulfotransferase 11-like
Exons: 4
Coding region: 1-1251 (416 amino acids)
Biological process (GO): proteoglycan biosynthetic process; carbohydrate biosynthetic process
Cellular component (GO): membrane
Molecular function (GO): sulfotransferase activity
Source: RefSeq, a predicted model, not a curated record